AUAAAUCGAGAAAAGAAUGAAGUCGAAUAUAUAUGUAUAUAUAGAAUAAACGUGGUAGCAAUUCUAAUUGGUUACACCAUGUUGUUCCUCCUAUCAGACGUUCAUACAUAUAUAUAUAUAUACAUUUUAUAUCAGUUUAUAGAUCAUUUUAUGCAGAGUAUAAUACAAAGAAUAGUAAAAAGAUAGAAAAUUGUGUUUAAUUGCGAUGAGACAGAUGACUUUAACACAUUCCUCUUCCUGUCAAAUGGAUCGAAGAUGAUUAAUAACGCCAAAUGUGUGCAUACGCGACGUUAUCGCGUCUUUUGAUUUCAUGUAUUUAUAUGUACGAAUAAACUCUUUCGAGAAUUGAGGUACAUAUGUAGCGAGUUUUUGACGAGUGGAAUCCCCGGCACCUGAUGAAACAAAUCCUUGUGCAGGAUGAACGUCGUUCGAAUCAAUUCAAGGAACGUGAUAUUCCUUUUUAUAGCGCUUCUGUCAACCUCCGCCGAGGAAACGCACAUAGGUCAUGAGACUCUAAGUACCUUUACUAUAAAAGAAGCUAAUGUAAAUACUACACCAGCUUACAGUAGUAAGAAGGAGGAAAUAACUGGUUUGUGCGGUCCAAGUGGAAUACAUUGUGCUGAAUUAAGUGGAGAAUGUCUGAAUUGUAAUUUAAAUUAUAGUUGUAUAUAUGGUGCUAUCUAUAUUGCGCAGUGUUCUGUUAUGGAACAUGUUGAUUGUGUAGGAAACAAGUCCUUUUUCAAGAAAUAUAUGUGUCGUUAUUGUUAUCAAACUGAUCAUUGGGAACAUCAGUGCCAUCAGAAAAAUUCCUGUAGUUCAGUAGCAUCUCCGCAGCAAUAUUAUAGAACAAAUUGUACAGUAAAUGAUGACAUAUUGUGUCUGGGCAGACGAAAGUUUAUGAAAAACUUGCCUUGCAAUUGGACAGUUGGAUAUCGAUGGUCUACAGCUUUGAUAUUGAGCAUUACUCUCGGAGGAUUUGGUGCUGACAGGUUUUAUUUAGGACACUGGCAAGAAGGCAUUGGCAAGCUUUUCAGUUUUGGUGGACUAGGUGUGUGGACUUUAAUUGAUGUAAUAUUAAUUUCUAUGAGAUAUUUAGGUCCUGCUGAUGGUUCUUUGUACAUCUAGAUUAAAGAUAGAAUUAAUCAAUAAGAAAAGUUUAAUUUUAAUUUAUUAUAAUUUAUAUUGUAAUUUUUGUGUAAGAUAUAGUUUUUUAUAAUAGUAGCAGAAAUAUGUUAUAUCUGUUGAUUUGAACUGAAGUGAUAGAAAUUAAUUUGAUAUAUGUGAUGUUUAUUAAAUAUAAAAUCUGUUUUUAUAAAAAUAAAA
Messenger RNA from Cataglyphis hispanica, 1323 nucleotides. RefSeq names its product TM2 domain-containing protein almondex (gene amx). NCBI's taxonomy places the organism in Eukaryota, Metazoa, Arthropoda, Insecta, Hymenoptera, Formicidae. The transcript has 6 exons. The record is from RefSeq and is a predicted model, not a curated record. The coding region runs from base 418 to 1125 and encodes 235 amino acids.